UGUCCUCUAUCUCUCUCUCUCUCCCCUCCCUCCCUCUCUCUCUCUCUCUCUCUCUCUCUCUCUCACACACACACACACACUGUGUGUGUAUUGUGUGAGUGCUGGUAGCUGGGUGCUGGUUUGGAGAUUUGUCAGGUUGAAAAUGGGCAGGAAAUGUUCACAUUGUGGCAACAUGGGUCACAAUUCAAGGACAUGCAUGAAUCACAGAGGAGGUCUUAUUAAUGGUGGUCUAAAGCUCUUUGGGGUGCAACUUGACAUAUCUAAUAUUUCUUCGUCUUCAUCAUUUCCUGAUGCCUUGAAAAAGAGCUUCAGCAUGGAUUGCUUAAUGCCAGCUUCAUCGUCGUUUGUCUCUUCAUCAACACCCUCUUCUUCAACAUCCUCUCUUGCUCUCUCCAUAGAUGAAAAUUUUGACAAAAUGUCCAAUAAUGGUUAUGUCUCUGAUGGCCUAAUUAAACGAGCUCAAGAGAGGAAGAAAGGUGUGCCAUGGACCGAAGAGGAGCACCGGAUAUUUCUAGUCGGCCUUGAAAAGCUGGGCAAGGGUGAUUGGAGAGGCAUCUCCAAGAACUUUGUGACCACAAGAACUCCAACCCAAGUGGCCAGUCAUGCACAGAAGUACUUUCUUCGACAUAACUGUCUCAACAAGAAGAAACGCCGCCCUAGCCUCUUCGACGUGGUGGAAAGGGACAAAUUCGCCAUCCAAUCACUCAAUACUAAAAUUUCUAUGUCAAUUCCACAUGGGUUGUCACCAAAGACAAAUGCUUCAAUGUUAAGUUAUCAUUCCUUAGAACAGGAUUCGAAAUCAAACCAUCUAUCAAUGGCUAGUUGGCUAUAUGGACCACUUGAAUCACAGUCUACCACUUCAAAUUUAGCUAACGCCUCUGUUCAAAGUGGAGCGCCUGAUUUGGAGCUUACCCUGGCAGCCCCGAAGCCCAAAAGUCAAAGUGAAUCAUCCUCAAGACGACGCGUUUUAGUAGGACCAAUUAGUGUGAUAUGAAAACAACAUCACAAAGUGUUUCAUGCAGAUCAAUGAAGAUACAACUAUGUUUAUGUACACCUGCAAAUUGUCCAUGCAUUAAUUCAUGUUCUAUCAAUAGAACCAGAAUGUUCACCUUAUUGUCUUCAGGAAUUUAUACUUAUUUUCACUACAA
Molecule: messenger RNA, 1148 nt
Organism: Cornus florida
Lineage: Eukaryota; Viridiplantae; Streptophyta; Magnoliopsida; Cornales; Cornaceae
Product: transcription factor MYBS3-like
Exons: 3
Coding region: 143-994 (283 amino acids)
Biological process (GO): response to auxin; response to gibberellin; response to ethylene
Molecular function (GO): zinc ion binding; DNA binding
Source: RefSeq, a predicted model, not a curated record